Caenorhabditis angaria is the source of this 1052-nucleotide messenger RNA. Lineage: Eukaryota; Metazoa; Nematoda; Chromadorea; Rhabditida; Rhabditidae. The record is from the annotation of a GenBank genome assembly.
AUGUGUUCCAAAGGAAAAUUUACAGAAAAUGUUAUUAUUGAAAACUAUGUUGCUGUGGUGACUGGUGCUAAUAUUGGAAUCGGUUUUGAAGUUGCUAAAGAAUUUAAUUUGAGAAAAGCAAAGGUGAGAAUUAUAUGUAUUCCUAAUGCAAAGUCAAGAUUUUAGGUAUACAUGAUAUGUCGAAGUGAGAAAAAUGCAGAUGCCGCAAUAGUUCAACUGGAAAAUCUUGGCUGCGAUUCGUCGCGUCUUCAUUUUAUUCAAUGCGAUUUCACAAGUUUUAAAAGUGUCAAAAAUGCAGCAAAUGAAUUACUUGGACUUGAAAAUCAUAUUGAUAUCUUGGUUAACAAUGCGGCUGUUUUGAUGCCAAAAUUUGAGUUGACAGAAGAUGGAUUUGAAAAAACAUGGCAGACCAAUUAUUUGGGACCAUUUUUGUUCACCGAAAUUUUGUUGCCAGCGAUCAAUAAAUCAGAGAAUGGCGGAAGAAUUGUAAAUGUCUCUUCAAUUGCUCAUGAUAGGGUUGAUAUAUUAGACUUUGACCAAAUUAAUAAUGAAAAUCAAUUUGGUGAAUGGAAAACUUAUGGAGAAAGUAAAGUAGCAAAUGUGAGUUUCUCUAGAACACUAAAUUCAUCAAACCCAAUUCUUACAUUUAGAUUCUUCAUGCUCGCCAACUCACUCGCCGUCUCCACGAAUCUAAAUCCUCUGUCACUAUCAAUUCUCUUCAUCCAGGAAUUGUGAACACCGAUUUAUUGCGUAAUACAGUUUUUGCGAAACCAGGUGUUAUCGCAAUAUCCCGAUUUUUGGCCAAUAUUUUUUUGAAAUCUCCACUUGAUGGAGCUCAAACAGUUUUAUAUUUGGCAUUGAGUGAAAAAGUUGAAGGAGUUUCGGGAAAGUAUUUUAUGUGAGUCAGGCAGGAGAAAUCAAGUUUUUCAAGUAUUGAACAGGAUUUUUCCAGAGAUUGCAAACUUGCUAAAGAAUCCAAACUUGCAUUGAACGAUCAAAUCAGUGAGGAUCUGUAUAAUUACAGUAUGGAAAAAGUUUCGAAAUUUUUAUAA